AUUGGACUCGAUUGGUUUGAGGCUUUAGGAAUCCAGGUAACAGGGCUGCACAAAUUGCAAACAGAGACCCUAGCAGGCGUCUGCAAGGAGUUUGCAGAUGUGUUCAGCUCUGAGCUAGGAUCCUACAAGGGACCUCCAGUUUCACUAAAGCUGGAUCCAACUGUACAGCCAAUAAGGAUUAAACCUAGGAGAGUACCAUUUGCUCUUAAGAGUAAAAUUGAUACUGAACUGGACAAGUUGCUCCAGCAAGGCAUAUUAGAGCCUGUAGACUCCAGCCCGUGGGAAACUCCCAUUGUCACGCCUUUGAAGGCAAAUGGGGACAUUCGUAUUUGUGCAGACUACAAGUGCACACUAAACAAGGCCCUACAGCAACAUGCUUAUCCUGUGCCUGUAGUGAGCCACAUUUUGGCUUCUCUUAAAGAGGGUAAGAUUUUUGCUAAGCUAGACCUGGCUCAAGCGUAUCAACAGUUGCCUGUUGAUGAUGCAGCAGCAGAGGCUCAAACUAUUGUUACCCAUAGAGGGGCUUUCAAGGUGAAAAGGUUGCAGUUUGGGGUGAAUGUAGCCCCUGGCAUUUUUCAAAGCAUAAUGGAAAACACCCUGAGGGGUAUUCCUGGUGUGUGUCCUUAUUUUGAUGACGUCCUCAUCGCAGGGGACUCACCUCAAAUGCUGGCAGAAAGGUUGAGGGCUGUUUUGCUUCGUUUCCAAAGAGCAGGCCUUAAGUUAAAACAGGACAAGUGUAAGAUUGGUGUCCAUUCCACUGAUUUCCUGGGGUUCAGGAUAGGUGCUCAGGGUAUCCACCCUUCUGAUGCUAAGCUCAAAGCUAUUCAGCAGGCCCCAAGCCCUAAGUCUAAGGGUGAAUUGCAAGCCUUUUUGGGCUUAUUGAACUUCUAUCAUGCUUUUCUGCCUCAUAAAGCUGCUGUUGCUGAGCCCCUACACAGACUCUUAGAUAAAAAUGCCUGUUGGCAGUGGUCUAAGGUCCAUGAGGCUAGUUUCAAUGAGGUUAAGGCCUUGCUUACAUCCAAUGCGGUAUUAGCUCAUUUUAACAAAAAGCUGCCAGUAUGUCUGGCUUGUGAUGCUUCCCCCUAUGGUGUGGGGGCUGUGCUUAGCCAUUUGACGGCUGAUGGGACUCAGGUCCCUGUGGCAUAUUAUUCUAGGACCUUAUCUGCUGCUGAGCGUAACUAUGCUCAAAUUGACAAGGAGGCCUUGGCUAUUGUGGCUGGAAUUAAAAAAUUCCAUGAUUUUAUCUAUGGCCGCCCUUUUACAGUCUUUACUGACCACAAGCCUUUGCUGGGGUUGUUUACUACGUCCAAACAGACCCCACACAUCCUUUCCCCUCGCAUGCUGCGAUGGUCCAUUUUUUUGUCAGCUUAUGACUACUCGCUAGUUCACAAACCUGGAAAGGAAAUGGGUCAUGCUGAUGGCCUAAGUAGACUGCCCUUGCCUGCUGUGGAGCCUGAUCCUGCUGUACAUAUAUUGUCCAUUCAGGAUUUGCCGGAGUCUCCCCUUAACGCUAGGGAUGUGGCUGCUGAAACUGCCACUGAUCACAUGCUUAAAUGCGUGCUGACAUGGGUGCUGUCAGGUUGGCCUGACAGAUGCCCAGAGGAGGAUUUCCAAAGCUUUUGGGUCAAGAGGUGCGAGUUGUCCACGUUCAAUGGCUGCCUCCUCUGGGGUUCGAGAGUUGUGAUUCCGGCCUCCUUGAGGUCGAGAAUCUUAGUUUCCUUACAUGAGGGUCACCCGGGGAUUGUCCAGAUGAAAGCGCUUGCGUGCAAGCAAGCAAUCAUUGACGCCAAAGCUGCCGAAGCAGUCUUUCGUGUGAUACAGGAGGAGUGGCAGAGAAAGAAGGAACUCACAGCUAUAGAUCUCGAAGAGGCUGAAAUAGAAGCCAGUCUAGAAGCUGAGGCAAUCAAAAUGAAGAAUGAGCGAGAAAUGGAGGAAGCCAAAAUGAAGAAUGAGCGAGAAAUGGAGGAAGCCAAAAUGAAGAACGAGCGAGAAAUUGAAGCAGCUCAAUUGGAAGCAAAACGAAAAGCUAUAGCAGCUAAAAUGAGGGCCAAAAGACAAGAUGCUCAAGAAGAGCUUGAAUUUGUUCAAAGCCAACGAGAUAUGGUAGACAAAAUAGCUAGAGCGGAAGGCCUUCAGGAAACACUUCAGAACACCAUCUUCCUGCCCAAUAGGGAACAACUGGAAAACGAAGAACGACGUAGCCGAGUACAGGCCUACGUGGACAACCAAAGUACGUUACAACGUGAACAGAACCCAUCGAAUCACACCUUUGACGGCAAUCGGAUGGGUCCACCAGCAGCGGCAACGGCUCCACAGCGGGCAGAGCCACGAGAUCUUCUCAUCGUUGCUGCCCCAUUGAACCUGCCGAAUCAUACCCUUGAUGGCAACCGGAUGGGUCCACCUGCAGUGCCAACGGCCCCACAACAGAACCAGCCGUCGCUCGAGGACAAGAUUGAAAGAACUCGAGCCGAACUAGAGUCCCUGCUGCGCCAACAGGAGGCAGCAUCCCAAGGAACCACUACCCGACCCGACUACAGACGACAGUCUCGAACAUCAGCUGUGCCAGCCUACGAGGGAGCCAAUUACGCUCCCCCAGAAAGACGAGAGACACUCCAACAAGUGCGCACGCAGGAACUUGGGUCCCCUCAGCUCAAUGUCAGAGCAGAGGAGUUCAGACCAAGCCAACAAGGACCAUACGCCGAAGGAAGACACCAGCCAGACAUGGAACAAAGCAAUGUGCCAUAUCCACCCAUCUACGCUCCUUCAAGAGGUAAACUAGAUCUGGCGUCCAAAGGCGUGCACAAGUUCUCCGAUAAAGUGGGGAGGGACUACGUAUUGUGGAAGCUCACGUUCCAGGCCGCCAUUCAAGAUGAAGUAAUAACACCAAGCCAAAUGCUUGGACACAUGAAGGCAUGGCUGGGACCAGCAUCCGCACAAUUAGUAGAGAACACUCAACUAGCCCACCUAGGCGACCCAGCCACCGCCCUUCUCAAGGCGUGGGAAAGAUUCGACGAGCGGUAUGGCUUGCACGAAAUGACAGAGAGUUCGCUCUUGGAUUGCAUUUACACUUUCCCUAACAUCAAUAUCAAUGACCACACCCAGAUGUUGGAAUUCGCAGACACGCUCGCGAUGUUACAUUCUGUUCAUGAGCAGCCCAACAUGCCAAAACUCACUUGCCUCGAUCAGUUCGAGAAGCAAAGGAUUAUAGGAGAAAGCCGUUUUGAUCUGGAUGAAUGA
Molecule: messenger RNA, 3237 nt
Organism: Protobothrops mucrosquamatus (brown spotted pit viper)
Lineage: Eukaryota; Metazoa; Chordata; Lepidosauria; Squamata; Viperidae
Exons: 4
Source: RefSeq, a predicted model, not a curated record